GAGCACUGGAUCAACUUUAUAAAGAAUACAGGUUGUUCCCCAAUUCAUAGAUGCUAAAAUUAUAUGAAUAAUCAGUUUUCAGAUGAAGAAAUAAAAACUGUCUCUAGCCACAGAAAAAAGCACUAAAUCACUAUGAAGAAUACAAAUUUAAACAACUCUUACUUUUCAUGCCUAUCAAAUUUUCUUAAAGAGACAGGAAAGGAAAAUGAAAAAUGUUGGAGGUGAUGGGGGAAUAUUUGAGACACUAAGGUACAGAUGGUGGAAUUGUGAACUGAUUCAUCUAUUCUAGAGAACAAUGUGGACAUAUGCUCAAGGAGCUAUACAAUUGUGCAUAUUCUUUGACUUGGCAAUAUCACGACUAAGACAGUAUCCCAAAGAGAUUAGAAAUUUUUAAAAGAUGAAAAAAAUGUCCCUAUAUGUACAAAAUAAUUUAUGGCAGGUCUUUUUUGUGUUGAAGAACUUAAAAUUUCAGGGAUAACAUUCAAUUGUGAAAUGGCUGAAAAAUUUGUGGUAUGUGAUUGUAACAAUAUUAUUGUGCUACAUGAAAUGAUGAUUAAGAUGAUUUCAAAAAACCUGGAACACUUAUAUGAACUGAUGCAAAAUGAAGGGAGCAGAAGCAGAACACUGGGUGCAUGAACAGCAAUGCUAUGCAAUGAUCAACUGUAAAUGACUUUGCUAUGCCCAGAAAUACAAAGAUUGAAAGACAGUUCUGAAGAACUGAAAAAUGUUAUCCACUUACAGUGGAAAAGGUGAUGGAAUCUAAAUGCAGAGCAAAACAUUUUUUUUUACUUUAUUUUCCUUUUUUUACUGGUAUGUUUUAUUUCUCAACAUAUGAUGAAUAAGGAAGGAAAUAUGUUUUACAUGACUGCAUAUGUAUAAUCUUUAUCAAAUUGCUUACCUUUUUAAUGAGGUUGGAGACCAGGGUGAGUAGGAAAGAAUUUGGAAAUUAAUAUAGAUUUUAUAUGUCCUUAGAAAAAAUUUUAAUCAUUAAAAAUAUUUUAAUGUGCUUAUAUGCUGAAAGGUAGAAAGUUCAGCAAAAUCAUUGGUCUAGGGGAGACUGUAAACAGAGUCAGAUAUAUAUAUAUAUUGCUAAUUAUUAAGGAAAAGAUACCGGUAAAGUAUAAGUGGAUGGCUUAUAAUACCAGUGCAAAGCUAGAGUGACCAGGCCAAUUGUACUGGGAGGAAAUUUUAUUCUUACUGUUGCUUCAGAUGUUUUAGGCUUUCAUUAUUAUUACUAUUAUUAUUUUUGUAUUUAUAGGUGACAACGAACUGGGGCUUUGUACUUAUAUCUUCUUUGAUCCAGCAGAUGAGGAUGGAAAGGAACCAGGGGUUUUUAUAACUGAAAUUAUUGAAGGAGGUGCAGUUCACAAACAUGGAUGUAUCCGUGUAUUUGACCAGAUUAUUAAAAUAGGUGACAUCAAUCUAAUUGGAUUGGAUGAAGCAGAAAUCGUCUCUACUUUUAAAAAAAUGGACGAUUCUCCUUUCCAGAUUGAAAUUGGCCGCGAACCACCUGAAGUGAAGUCAGAACUUAUCGAACUCCUGGAGUUGUCAGAGGAAAGGAAGAAAUAUUUUAUGGAUUCGCUCAUAAUACAGGAAAAAAUUAGAGAUAUCACUAUUGUGAGAGGACAAGCAAGUAUUUGUAGAAGUCCAAGAGUACCAUGGUACUGGAUGGCCAGCGACCUGAAAUUUGUUAUUGGGGCACUGAAAAUAUUAAUAGAAGAAGAUCAGGGAUGUAGAAAAAACAUCCAAGCUAUCUUUGAGCAGGCUAACAUUUUUCAAGACAAAUAUAAAGACAUGAACACAUACAAAGUGAAUAUGGAACAGAAACCUGAUGAAUCAAAUAAAGAAGGCACAUUUUUACCAUUGGCCCCAGAAGAAGAAUUAUUACUAGAACAAUUUAAAAUAAAACCUAAAGAGAUAAAAAAUGAAGAUUUAUCACCAGGGCAAUUAUUAGCCCAAGGGGAUUUCAAUUCAGAGACCCCAAUAAAAAAAGAAAAAGAAGAAGAUGAAAUAGUAGUGGAGGAAGAGAUUAUUAGCACUGGAAAACCUACAGAGGGAAAGGCUAAAAAGAGAUUUUCCUGGUUCCGCAAUAUCAAAGAAUGCAAGCUGUGGAACUUCUUUCAUUUUAAAAAACAUGACAAACAAGUAAAGAAUGUGCACAAGUGGGAAGAAAUUGAUCAAGAGGUAUUGGAUGAUUACUGUCCUUAUUCUACUGAAGCCCCUAAAACAUUGCCAACAGAGUGGACAAAUAUUGAAGUUGGUAAUUGGUUAUGGAGCAUUGGAAUGGAGGAGUAUGUUGUAAAAUUUUAUUGUAAAGGAAUAAAUGGUGAAAAACUCCUUACACUGGACAAUCGCUCUCUAAAAGAAAUCGAAGUCAACAGGAAGAAAGACCGCCGGAAAAUACUUAAGGCUAUUAAGAAAGUUAGAGAUUUUUGGGAAAAAAAUCAUCAUUUCGUCUUACUAUAGAAAUUGAUGGAAAAAGACACAGAAACUGAAAGAUAUGGCAAAAAUGGAAAAAGCAAUUACUUUUGUUAUAUUUACUUUUCAUCAUUUUACUUCUAUGUUACUUUUGUUAUAUGAACUUUUAAGGGAUUUUACUUCCAUGUUACUUUUGUUAUAUAAAAUUUUAAGGGAUUUUACUUCA
Molecule: messenger RNA, 2644 nt
Organism: Monodelphis domestica (gray short-tailed opossum)
Lineage: Eukaryota; Metazoa; Chordata; Mammalia; Didelphimorphia; Didelphidae
Molecular function (GO): protein binding
Source: RefSeq, a predicted model, not a curated record